AUGAAGAGCUAAAGAUGGCAAAAACUGAAAAUGGCGUACGCAUCUUUCAGGGUCUAUUAAUCCUGGGGAACGUGGUCAUUGGGAUGUGUGGUAUUGCCCUGACAGCAGAGUGCAUCUACUUUGUGUCCGAUCCCCAUGGUCUCUACCCUCUGCUGGAAGCCACAGAAAAUGAUGACAUCUAUGCUGCUGCCUGGAUUGGCAUCUUCGUUGGCUUUGCACUCCUUGCUCUGUCUAUCCUUGGCAUUAUAGCAGUCAUUAAGUCCAACAGGACUUUGCUGCUGGUGUAUAUUAUUCUGAUGCUGAUCACUUUUGCAUUUGAAAUGGCUUCUUGCAUCACAGCAGCAACUCACCGAGACUUUCUCACACCAAAUCUCUUCCUGAAGCAGAUGCUGGAGAGGUAUCAGAAGCCAGACGCGGACAAUAACAAUGACAAAUGGAUGAGUGAAGGGGUCACAAAGACAUGGGAUAAACUCAUGCUUCAGAAUCAGUGCUGUGGAGUGCACGGGCCCUCCGACUGGCAGGAGUACACAUCUGCCUUCCGCAUGACACACAGUGAUGCUGACUUCCCUUGGCCACACAAUUGCUGUGUCUUGGAUUCUCGAGGGUCUCCCAUCAACCUUGAUGGCUGCAAACUUGGAGUCCCUGGGUUCUAUAAGAGCAAUGGUUGUUAUGCUGCUAUUUCUGGGCCAAUGAACAGACAAGCCUGGGGUGUUGCCUGGUUUGGUUUUGCCAUCCUCUGCUGGACUUUCUUUGUCCUCCUUGGUACCAUGUUCUACUGGAGCAGAAUCGAAUACUGAAGGCCUGGUGUCCUCAGCGUUGUCCUGAAGCACUCCGUGAAACUGCAUUCAUUUGUCUCCUGCUCCAUGUUCCUUGUGCCACUGAGGAUUUGAAGUUUUCCUGCUACCUCUCCCAUAUUACUUUUGCCCCUCCAAAAACCUGAAACACUGAGUUGAUCCUUCCAGGAAAGAACCUUCUUGUCCCUUCUUUGCCCCUUGUUCUGCCUCCCAGCUGAGGUACAGUCCUUCUGCUGUUCAAGAAAUCCUUGGAGCAUAAGAUAAGAAAUGGUCCGAUUUGUUCUGUGAUGACAUCAGAGAGGAAAAUGCCCAGAUAUGCUUGCUCCAGAAAAGUCUCUCUCUAAAACUUGGCUGAGUGUAAAUCGUAAUGCUAAAGGCUCUGGCAAGGGCUGUAUGAGCAAAGCUGUAACCUCCUGUGACCAAUAAAGACGGACACUGCAAGGGAGAAGACUGGAGAACUCCCUAAUAUAUUUUAUCUUUCAACUUCUGUUCCUGGUCUCUGUCACCCCAUGCCUUUGAGUAAGGCAGAUUCUCUUAGAGUUUAAGUGUGUCAGCAGUAAAGACGUAUCACAGAUGAAAAGUCUGUUGCUAGUCAGGCCCAACAAAAGGCCAGCUCACUCCUCUGCAAUACGCUGCCUGCAUUCAGGCCUACCUCCUGUGACCGAUGAAACUGCUGCCUGUUCUCCUGCCUUCAGAAGUGCCAGUUCAUGAAAAGCUCCUCUUGCUAGCAAGCAACUCCACCAAAAUCUACAUGUACUUCACAGAAGAUUUCACUAGAAUUUGUGCAGAAUACAAGGGGUCCUGUGCCAUAGUUGGCUUUGUGGAAGUGGCAAUCCCACACCCGUAGAUCACCGUGCUUCUUGUGUCAGCUACCUACGUGUACAUGGUCAUGUCUCAUGUGUACUCCUCCUCCCACAUCCCCAGAUAAGGCAGGACAGGCAUCAAAUAAUGCCAACAAUCUUGUGAAAAAUGCCAGCAAGGUCCUUAGUGAGCCAAGUCCAAUUGUUGCAUCAACAGUUACAAAUCUCACUCGGUUCAAUAGUGGCAGUUUACUUUGGCCCAGACUGAUCUGGUGUCUUUCCUAGUGGAUGUUUCAGUUACACGUGUAAUGUAAACGUGCUCCCGUGUAGAGCAUUUUAAGGUGAAGCCUCUUCCCAAGGUGUUCUGGCUCAGGUUGUGACAGUUUGCCAGCUGCUGUGAUGCCUUGUUUUUUG
Molecule: messenger RNA, 2008 nt
Organism: Cygnus atratus (black swan)
Lineage: Eukaryota; Metazoa; Chordata; Aves; Anseriformes; Anatidae
Gene: UPK1B
Product: uroplakin 1B
Exons: 7
Coding region: 15-797 (260 amino acids)
Cellular component (GO): membrane
Source: RefSeq, a predicted model, not a curated record